Messenger RNA from Podarcis raffonei (Aeolian wall lizard), 3275 nucleotides. RefSeq names its product LY6/PLAUR domain containing 6B (gene LYPD6B). NCBI's taxonomy places the organism in Eukaryota, Metazoa, Chordata, Lepidosauria, Squamata, Lacertidae. The coding region runs from base 1000 to 1509 and encodes 169 amino acids. The record is from RefSeq and is a predicted model, not a curated record. Gene Ontology annotation, molecular function: acetylcholine receptor regulator activity. The transcript has 7 exons.
UACAUCUUUAUUUACCUGAUGAAUAUCUUCCCUCACCCCUUCUCCCCUGGCGGAGAAUGGGGUGCCAUUUUGUGGUUUGCCUCAGGUGCCUAAAUGUCUUGGACCGGCCCUGCUCUUUUAUAUGAGUUGAGUUUCACAUUCAUUCCUGUAUGGAAAGCUAUGAAUCACAUCACUGCAUUUUUUUAAUAUUGAAUAGUAAAUUGUGUGUGCUGUCAGGGCAAUGCCCUUGGUGCUCCAGAGUUUUUACCAUGGAUCUGGACCCUACAGUUCUUUUAGCAUGCUACUUCCACCCUUAACAAACAAGCAGAAGCCAUGCCUUGCAUGUCUUUGUGUUGAUAUUCUCCUGCCUGUAAAUAUCAAUCCUCUGUGCUUCUCCCUCCCCCCACAAAGAAACAUGAAUACUGUUUUUGUUGCCUUUUGUAGCUUGAUUUCUGUAACUGGAUCUUGCUCUCUGGAGUCUCUAUUAUGCCUGCUGCUAAACUGCUCCUUUGAUGGGAGAGGCUUCUAGUUACCAAAUUCCCCAAAACCUUCACUGAGAUGUGAACAUCUAUAUAUAUCGGCCUCCCAACUUUAUUUUGGAAGGCAGGCUGUUAAAGAUGUUACACUGGUUCUGCCUUCUGCUGCAACAUUUCUCUACAUCCAUGGAAAGUUACCAAAUACUCUUGUGCUAACAGACAACAGAGAGAUGCAGGUAGCUGAGCAAAAGAGGGACCAGGUAUAGAGUUCAGCAACAGCAGGCAACAGAAACCUAUUGGAUUUGAGAUGAAAACAAGAUAUUGGUCUCAUUUUGACUGCAAUCCUGUUUGGCACCUCUCAGGUGUGCACCAUUGCCAUUAUAAAAGAACAAAGGAGGCGUUCAUGCAUCUGCAGAUCUGCGUGUGGAAUUCUGAUACCUUCAAACUGAGCAUUGAUACUUGCUGAUUUGAUGACAUUGUGCAAGAUGAGAGAUGCAAAAUAGGCAAUUAUAAGAACCUUAUGCUUUGAUGUGCAACAAACAGCAUGCCGUUCCUCUGUCAAAUGUUGGCUGCAGCUUUUGUUCAGCUCUUCAUAGUCUCCAAUAGUUGGAUUCUAGCCAAGAACAUCAACUUCCAUAAUGUGAGACUUCCAGUAGACCCUACUCCAUUUCCAAGCAGCUUCAAGUGUUUUACAUGUGACAAUGUGGUUGACAAUUACAACUGUAACAGAUGGGCUGAAGACAAAUGGUGCCCUCAGAACACAGAGUACUGCUUGACAGUCCAUCACUUCACCAGUCAUGGAAGGAGCACCUCUGUCACUAAAAAAUGUGCUACCAGAGAAGAGUGCCGUUUUGUUGGAUGUCGCCACCACAGGGAAACUAGUCACACUGAAUGCACCUCUUGCUGUGAAGGGAUGAUCUGCAAUGUAGACAUACCAACAAAUCAUACUAAUGCGGUAUUUGCAGUUGUCCAUGCUCGGAGGACGUCGGGCAGCAGCCGACAGGCUGCUAGUAUCCUGUUGCUGGUUUCAAUCACCACCAUUUUUGUUUUGUGACAUGACUCUUUCUGUCAAGCAGACUUAAUUUGUCACUUGGAGCUAUAUGAAGACCGUCUCUCAGAUGGUGGCCAGUGCUACUUUUCUAGAAAAAGAGGUGCCAGAACUCACCUUGAAUGCCUCCCUCGUCCUCUUAGAAGGGCAAUGGCACCCACAUGAGAUGGUAACAAAAGAAGAAUCCUCUGACAUCUACUAAACAAAGAAAAAAUAUAGAAUGGUGCUGUGUUCUGUUGUUUUUGAAGAGUGCUGCUUUUACGGUGAAGACACCAGCAGAUGCUUGUUCAAAGUAUUAAAAAGACCAAACACGAUGACCAAAUGUUGUAUUGACUUGGCUAGUUACUGGAAUUCUAGUAAGUGGAAGAGUUUCUGGUUGAUAGGAGAAUUUGUACAUUUUGCAUAUUAUCUUAAUAAGGAAUUGUUCUUUUUUUUCUCUGAUACGGAGGUUAAGCAUUGAACCCUCAUGUCUAUUUCCCUCCCUAAUAUCACUUUUAAGAAUAAAUAGUCAAUUUGAUGAAGAUGAGUCUUUAAAACGGAUGGAACAGUGUGGCAUCUGCUAAAACAUCCUAUUUAUUGGGACAUCAAGCCAUACCACAGCAAUAAAAUGUGAAUUACACGGUUUUUCUCUUGCUACAUCAGUUCUUCAAUAAUAAACUAUAGAAAAUUCAUGGAGGAAUCUAUGUAAUUACAGAUAGGUAUCAGUGCUCAAUACAAACGUCUCUGCGUGAGGCUGGAAAAGACUCUUGUCCGAAAUCUCAGAGAGCAGUUGCUGAUCAGUGUAGACAGUUACUGAGCUAGAUGGACCAAGGUCUGACUCAGUUUACUAGGUUUCUUCUUGCAACUAUGGUUUGGAAAUUCAGAUAUCAUAGUCAGCACAAACCUUGGUUUUGCAAGCCUAUUUCUAAUUAUAGUUUGCUAACUAAUUACAACCCAUGGCAUCUCUAAUUUUCUUUCGUGGAUCAGUGUCUUUCACCACGAUGCCUGAAUUAUAAAGUGGGGUGUUUUUUGGGUGGGGACAGGUGCCUGAGUCUAAGGCAGUGUGUGGAAAUUCUGGACCCCUUCACAGCCCAGAAAAAAGCACCUAAAGCCUUUAGUUUAGAUCCUGCCACUAGUUCAGCACAAUAGUCAAGAAGAAGACAAAGGGGAAACUCUAGUGUAUGCGUGGAAACAGUUUGCAUGUGGCCAAUGAACCCACACUAGAUGGAGGCCACCAGUAUCCAUUAGCAUUACAAACAGCGUAUGAAUUACUUGGAAACCUAUACAGCUCGUGAGAAAGCGUUUAAUACACCUGAAAUUUUGUAGCUUAGCAAAACCUGUUGUGCUCUUCCCCCUACCCCCAAUUGUUUUCAAUGUGUGUAACUUGUCUGGAUCUUGUUCAUCGUGACCUUACAGAAAAUAAUUAGCAAUAUUAUACAGUGGAAACCAAACAAAACCCCGAGGUCCUGUAGGUCAUUCCUCAUCAGUGCACAAUAGUUUCCUCUUGUAAAAUUUGCCUUCAUGGUUCCUCCCCCUCCUCCUUUUGGAGGGGGGCGGCUUUAUUCAGUCACCCUGUGGAUUUUGAAUGUGUUCUUAGCAGCCAUCCAAUAUCUAUAGGCAGAUGAAAUGUUGCAGUUAGGAAUCCAGCCUUCAAAUCCCUGCUCAGCUACUGACUUGCAGGCAGGUCAGUUUGUGGGAACAUCCUUUCCCUACAUAACAAAUACAUCCUACCUCACAGGGUUGUUGUGAGGAUGAGAAAAAUAAAGACAUGAUUUGGUCCUUCUUGGAAUGAA